Dibothriocephalus latus is the source of this 1644-nucleotide messenger RNA. NCBI's taxonomy places the organism in Eukaryota, Metazoa, Platyhelminthes, Cestoda, Diphyllobothriidea, Diphyllobothriidae. The record is from the annotation of a GenBank genome assembly.
AUGGCGUCUAUAUCUCUGCUUAAUCCGAAAGCCGAGUUUGCAAAAGCUCAAAAUGCCUUCCGAAUCAACGCUACAGCCGCCAGAGGAUUGUUUGAAGUUCUGAAAACAAAUUUGGGUCCUAAGGGCACAAUGAAAAUGUUAGUCUCAGGUGCGGGUGACAUCAAGAUAACCAAGGACGGAAAUGUUCUUCUUCACGAAAUGCAAAUUCAACAUCCUACGGCCAGUCUGAUUGCGCGUGUAGCUACCGCCCAAGAUGAUAUUACCGGAGAUGGAACAACGUCUGUUGUCGUACUUAUUUCCGAGUUGCUCAGACAGGCUGAGCUUCUAAUAACAGAGGGUCUCCACCCCCGGCUUGUAACCGAGGGUUUUGAUUUGGCUAGAGAAAAAUGUCUCGAAGUCUUAGACCAGUGCAAAGUCUAUAUCUCAGCUGAAAUGUCGGAAAGGGAUAUUCUCCUAGCCGUCGCCAGCACUUCACUUCGCACUAAAGUUCAUCCAGACUUGGCUGCUCUUUUGACCGAAAGUACUGUGGAUGCAGUGCUGGCUAUUAGGCAGCCGGAUGAGCCGCUGGACCUGCAUCGUAUAGAGAUAAUGGAGAUGCAACACAAGACCGAUAUGGACACAAACCUGGUCCGCGGUCUAGUCUUGGACCACGGUGGCAGGCAUCCAGACAUGCCCAAACGUGUCACAAAUGCAUAUAUCUUGAUCUGCAAUGUUUCUCUGGAAUACGAAAAGACUGAGAUCAAUUCAGGUUUCUUCUACAAGACUGCCGAAGAGCGAGAAAGUCUUGUCAAAUCAGAGCGCGAAUUCAUCGAUAAAAGAGUCCAGUGCAUCAUAGAUUUAAAAAGGAAAGUCUGCGACGAAGCUGUUGGGCAGGGUGACACUAAACCUGGAUUCGUCUUAAUAAAUCAGAAAGGCAUUGACCCCAUCUCUCUUGACGCUCUCGCGCGCGAGGGUAUUCUCGGUCUUCGUCGUGCCAAACGCCGAAAUAUGGAACGACUCGCCCUAGCAUGUGGUGGAUACGCUGUGAAUUCGGUCAACGAUUUGACUCCCGACUGCCUUGGAUACGCUGGUCUAGUGUACGAAUACAUUCUUGGGGAGGAAAAGUUCACUUUCGUGGAAGAUUGCAAGGAUGCCCAGUCAGUCACUCUUCUCAUUAAGGGCCCGAACAAACACACUAUCUCGCAAAUCAAAGAUGCUCUUAAGGACGGCUUGCGUGCAAUUAAAAAUACUAUUGAAGACGGGUGUGUGGUACCGGGUGCUGGCGCUUUCGAAAUCGUUGCCCAUCGCGCCUUAAAGAAGUAUGAGGAGACAGUCAAAGGCCGAGCGCGAUUGGGUGUUCGAGCUUUUGCCGACGCCCUCCUCAUCAUACCCAAGGUUUUGGCUAACAAUUCUGGCCACGACCGUCAAGAAACAAUAGUUCGUCUCAUAGAAGAAGCGGCUCUGGUUGAGGCGCGCAAGGCACCACCUAAGGAGAUGGUCGGUCUUGACCUGGCUACCGGGGAGGUGAUCCAACCUGCUCAACUGGGCAUCUUUGACAACUACAAUGUGAAGAAGCAAAUUGUUGGAUCCGCGGCUGUUAUCGCUACCAACCUGCUACUGGUCGACGAAAUCAUGCGCGCUGGACUCAGUUCGCUCAAGGGUUAA